Molecule: messenger RNA, 2068 nt
Organism: Xyrauchen texanus (razorback sucker)
Lineage: Eukaryota; Metazoa; Chordata; Actinopteri; Cypriniformes; Catostomidae
Gene: fkbp10b
Product: FKBP prolyl isomerase 10b
Exons: 10
Coding region: 53-1750 (565 amino acids)
Molecular function (GO): calcium ion binding; peptidyl-prolyl cis-trans isomerase activity
Source: RefSeq, a predicted model, not a curated record
UAUAAAACACAAAUCACUGCUGAGCUCACACACACAACUGUCCCGUCCUAAAAUGCUGCAGAGAUUUGUUGUAAGUUUAUAUCUGGCGACGUGGUUCUCCGUGGACUGUAACCCCGGGCCGAUCGAUGAUAUUGUAAUUGAUCGAUACUUUAUUCCCGCGAGCUGCAUCAGAGAUGUGAAGUCAGGGGAUUUCGUGCGGUUUCACUAUAACGGCUCUUUUACGGACGGAAAACUCUUUGACUCAAGCUAUGAAAGGAAGACAGCAUUCUUUGGACAGGUGGGACAGGGGCAGCAGAUUGCUGGCGUGGAUAAGGGCAUUCAGGGAAUGUGUGUGAAUGAGCGCAGGAGGAUCACUGUGCCCCCACACCUGGCCUACAGCAGCCAAGGAGCAGGUGAUACAAUUCCACCGGACACAACAUUAGUGUUUGAUGUGGUUCUACUGGAUGUGUUUAACAGGGCGGAUCAGGUUCAGACUAAAGUGAUCAGCACACCAACAGACUGCAAGCGCUCUGUCAUGAGGACUGAUUUUGUGCGUUUUCACUUCAAUGCGACUUUGCUGGAUGGCACCAUGUUUGACUCCAGCUACAAGCGUUCCCAGACUCAAGACUCUCUGGUUGGGGAAGGUUUGCUCAUAAAGGGCCUUGAUGAAGGGCUGCUGGGCAUGUGUGUGGGAGAAAUACGACACUUCAUCAUCCCCCCAUUUCUGGCAUUUGGAGAGAAAGGAUAUGGUACAGAAAUCCCCCCUCACGCAUCAGUCGUUUAUGACAUUCUGUUGGAAGACCUUCAUAACCCUAAAGAUGACCUCGGCGUGGAGGUCAUACAUAUGCCUGAACCGUGUACACGCAAGUCUGUUGAAGGAGAUUUCAUUCGCUACCACUACAACGCCUCCUUCAUCAACGGCAUCAGCUUUGACUCCAGCUAUAAGCGUAACCACACAUAUGACACGUACAUCGGGAUGGGCUACAUGAUCACUGGUAUAGAUAAAGGCUUGCAGGGCGUGUGUGCAGGAGAGAGGAGAAGAAUCAUCCUGCCGCCUCACCUCGCGUAUGGUCAGCAGGGGGCAGGUAAGGAGAUCCCAGGUUCAGCAGUGUUGGUCUUUGACAUCCAUGUAAUCGACUUCCACAAUCCUAAAGAUUCUGUGAAGGUGGAAAUCAGUCAAAGAUCUGAAAUGUGUAAUGAGAGCAGUGAGGUCAAUGACUUCAUUCAGUACCACUAUAACUGCUCAAUGCUGGACGGCACACUGCUCUUUUCAUCGAAUGAUUAUGAAGCGCCACAGGACGUACUGCUUGGAGGAGGUAAAAUAAUCGACGGCCUGGAUGAAGCUCUGAGGAACAUGUGUGUUGGAGAGAGACGGACGGUCAUAGUGCCACCACACCUCGGACAUGGAGAGAAAGGAGCUGGUGUCGUACCAGGGAGUGCAGUGCUGCGGUUUGAACUUGAGUUGGUGUCCCUGCAGAAGGGGGUUCCUGAAGGGUACCUGUUCGUGUGGCUGAAUGAAACUCCAUUUGAGAUCUUUGAAGCUAUGGACAUCAACCAGGACAAACAGAUUCCAUUAGAGGAGUUUUCAGAGUUCAUCAAACAGCAGGUAGCAGAAGGGAAAGGUCGUCUUAAACCAGCCCAAGAUCCAGAGAGUGUCAUCAGAGAUAUGUUCAGGAACCAGGAUAGGAACAAUGAUGGCCUGAUCACUCUAGAUGAACUCAAACUUAAAGUGGAUGAAGAUGCAGAGAAAACACGGCAUGAAGAAUUGUGAAACAUGCACACAAAAUAAAUAUGAAUGCAUUCAGACAUUUUUAUAAUUGUGAGGCUGAAAACAAAGUGGUUUACAGUAUCAAAAUGUGCCAAGGCAAUGGUAGAGAGCUGAUAAAUCAGCUGAUAGUUGUUAAAUUUGAUAUAUUUAACAUGUUAAAAACAUUUUUUAAUAUUUCCUGUGAUGGGUGACCUAAACAUAGAGGCUACAAGUCCAAAUUGAUUGAAAUCUCAGAUGCAGUUUGUAAAAUUUUGGAGGUGGGUGCUUCGUUUGGAAAAUGUACUAUCAGGGUGGUGUGUCCAUUAAAACGGAAUGAAUCCA